Messenger RNA from Paramecium tetraurelia, 3465 nucleotides. RefSeq lists its product as uncharacterized. The record is from RefSeq and is a predicted model, not a curated record. The transcript has 7 exons. Lineage: Eukaryota; Ciliophora; Oligohymenophorea; Peniculida; Parameciidae.
AUGAUCUGUGUGCUCCUCUUACUCUCCCAGACUUAUAUUUUAUUAGCUUAAGAAUCAUCGAAUUGGGUUUCAUUGAUUUAAUAAGGAGAUAGACAAGUAUUUUGGAAGGAAAAAGUGCAGAUAAAUCUGUUUGUUUGGAACAUGGAGACAGAUUAGAGCAAUAUGUAGUUAAAGAAUUUGACAGUAACAUGGAAUUGUCAAGAUUUGACACUGAAUGCAGUUUGUAAAAAAUCAGACGGAUCUCAAUUGUCAUUGGACAAAUUCAAUUACACGGUGGUCAUUCCAGAAUCCACAUUAUCUCCAAAGAGAUCUUAUCAGUUCACAGCCUUGAUAUCUGGAGAUUAUGUGGUUAACCGUACUGUGACACUGUACUUCUCACAAAACAUCAUUCCUUUUUUGAAUAUAUCCUACCCCUACUCAAUCCUAUCCAGAUUGGUCAACUUUGAUGAGAUCAUCGACUUCUCUAUCCAAUUAGACGAUGGAGUGUCCCCGGAUGACUCCAAAAUAUCAGUGGCAAUAUAUUUAGACGGUUAAGUCUCGAAGUUUUAGCAAUUAUACCCCAGACUCCGUUUUCAAGCAAGCUACUAUUACCCAGAUUUAGUCAAUGCCUAAGAAAUAGGAAUAUGCAGGAUUCAUUUCGUAUAUUCUUUAUAAAACUAUAUUGAUCCUGCAGAGUACGAAAUAAUAUUUCGUAUUAAUUACCCCCCCAGGAAUGGUGAGAUCAAACUCGAUGAAACCAAUGGCAUGAACAUCAUCGUAAGUUCAGUCUCAGACACACACACCCCAAUUUUAUACAAAUAUUGGUUCUAUGAGGGAUAAUCAAUCAACAUUGAGUCAAUCAAUGGAUAAUACGAACUAACAGAUUAUAUAGAAUCGAGCAGUUACUCCACAAAUCUGCCUGUGGGACAAUUCACUCUAGUCUGUCAAUUAAAAGAUAGUCUGGGAGCGACCUCCGUAAUUUCUUAGAAUGUUACCAUAUAAACCUCCAAGUCCAAAUUGGAUGAAAUACUUGUAUCUCUAGAUACUGAAACUUCCAUCACCAAAAUCAUGAGUGCAUCCCUCGUAUUGAAGUACCUCUAUGAGUCCUUUUCCUUUGACGAUAAAAUUGCUUAUGCUGUUACUGUUAAUCAAACACUAACAAAAUUAAAGGAGUACUAUAGCGACGAAUUCUUGCUCAAAACCUAGGACAAAUAUUAAAUCAUGUUGUAGAAAGCGAUCUAUUUGAUUGAAUCCACAGGAAUCAAUUUCAUAGGCGAAGAUACAAUAGACCUUAAAUUGUAAUACUUAAUCCAGUUUUAAACUGAAAUCAGAAAGGAUAUCAUUAAGUUCACUUCCUUGAUUCAAAUAAACGAGAAGUCCAUGAUUGCUGGACAAUACAAAGGAAAUGUUACAGCUUAAGAGUUGUAUCUGGAAUUGUAAUCCCUAUAUGGAGUGAUUGGUUAAGUGAUAAAUGACGUCCAUGAUGUUUUUGAUACAUUUUUAGGUAGGAUGACAAUUGAUAACCCUGACACUAUUAGUGAAGCCAUAAAUGCUAAUACCACGAAUGUAAAUUCAACGGACUAUUUAAAAGAGUUGUUUAUGAAUUUGACUGAUACAAAUAACAAGAACAGAUUACUCAAACAAGUUGAGGAAUCAGAUCUGGUCUCUUCUGAUGACGGUGUCAAUUCAUUUAGAGCACAAUUGAUACAGGAAUCAACUCUGACUUUAGAUCAUUUUGAUUUGAUCCACAUCUGUUAUACGAGACUCAUUAGUUUGGUGUAGGUCUUGAAUCUCAUCAUUAAUUCAUACACUGAGACCAAUGGGAGAGUGAUCUAUCGGCAAUUUUCAAUAUUUCAACAUCUCCUUCACUCGAGUCACCACUAAGAAUGUCUUAAAAUACCUAUCUUAAGACGAAAAUUGGAUGCAGUUGCCAUUCCAGUAUUCAGUGGGUACUGGAAUCUAAACAAUGACACAAUCAAUUUCGAAGUUUAAAUCGAUACAUCCAAUAAAACAGAUACUGGUAAUUAUGCAGCUCGAAGAAAUAUUUAUAUGUGGGAGAACAGAGAUCUAUUCACAAAUUUGACAGAAGUAGAGAUGUUCUAAAUAAAUCCAAAUUACCUCUAUUUAGUUUCAAUCAUUACAUUCUCUGUCAACCCUUACUACUGGAAAUAAGAAGUUUAUGAAUAUGCUAAGUGGAAUCAAUUCUCUAAUAAUCUCAAAUAUAUCAGUCCCUAAUUUAUAGUUCAAAAUGGAUCAGAUUAUCAAGUAGUUUUGUAAUUUGAGCAUUUCCAAUUUAAAUAUCCCUUCAUUACUGAAUACUCUGAAAAUAACACUAGAUGUGCAUCAAUUGUCUCCAAUUUCACAGGUGACAAUUGUACUAAAUCAGUGUUGACUUCGUAACAUACUUGUACUUGUAAAUACAUUAGCGAUAUAAUCCUGAUGGAAGAAUAUAUUCCCGUAGACCUGAGAGAAAUCCAAUUUGUGUCUAUUGAGAAUAUGCAUCUCACAGUUAUUGGCUUAACGAUUGGGACAAUGUCAGGGAUCAUGAUUCUAUUUACUAUAAUCACAGCAAUUUUGGAUCUUAGAUCUUCUAGAGUUGUGUUACCAGUCAACUCUCCCAUUAUGAGUGAACAUGGAAAUUAGGAUGACGUGGAUUAGAAGAUGUUUGAUAAAUCGGCUGAUUUUACCAAGAUUAAAUAGUCUACUAUUUUUCCAGAGAAAUCUAGUGUGUUAAGCGUUAGGUACAAGAAUAAGGAGACUGAGAAAUACGAAGGGAAAUAACUGUUUGAUUAAUCAAUUAAGGAAGAAGAUUUCUCUCAUAUGACCAUCUUUAAUAAAAAUUACAAUAAAUAACAAAAGCAAUCAGAUGAUUUCCACAAUGCAGCUGUUUAAUAUGAACCCAUCUUUUAAACUAAUGUUGAGAUGGGUAUUAAAUACACUUCUGCAGAUUUAGUCCUAACUGGAAUGAUAAAAUUGCAUGAACUCUUAAGCAUCUUCUUAUACUACGAUUCGAAGUUCUCAAGACCAAGUAGAGUGUUGCAAUUAUAUAUGAAGUUAAUGGUAAUGUUUGUUGUUAGUUCAUAUACCAUCACGUAUCUGAAUGAAAUUCAACACAUCCUAUUGAUUAUUUUUAUUGGAGAAAUAUCAGUAUUCUUUUUGGCAAUUGUCAAAGCUGAAUUAAAUGGAUGGAUACAAGAAAAAAUCAUUGGAUUUUGUCUAACCGUCGCCAUUUUAGGAGGAUGCUUUAUCUAUUACUUCUACAAUGUAAUUGGACUCUAAAUUGAUACUGCUGAUAAUUGGGCCAGAUAAUUUCUGAUUUCCUACCUGUCCAAUCACAUCCUAUUCGACCCAAUAAUCGUCAUUUUCAAAAUUUUAUUGUAUCCUUGGACUUUACAAUAAAUUAUUGCCCAAACAAAAGCUCCGAUUGCCUAUUUAUUGAACUUCUUCAUUAAUCAUGCUCCUAUGAGAGCCUUGUAUUAAUUGUGA